Messenger RNA from Zophobas morio, 1073 nucleotides. RefSeq lists its product as uncharacterized. The coding region runs from base 94 to 993 and encodes 299 amino acids. NCBI's taxonomy places the organism in Eukaryota, Metazoa, Arthropoda, Insecta, Coleoptera, Tenebrionidae. Gene Ontology annotation, cellular component: membrane. The transcript is spliced from 6 exons. Gene Ontology annotation, molecular function: phosphatidylinositol bisphosphate binding. The record is from RefSeq and is a predicted model, not a curated record.
CUUACCCACAUAAAAACAACUUCCACACACUUAACGCGUUUAUAGCUGAAAUCGUAGUUUGCGGAACGUUCGCAGCCUUGAUGAACGCAUAAAAUGUACGUCGUGAACGACGAUGUUAAAAAAAACGUGUAUGAAACGUUCGGUCGUAAAAUACAGAUGGUGGAAGAUGAUGUCAACAUCAUCAAAACGUGGAUGAAGGGUCAACUACAUCUCCCGGAGAUGAUGGAGGAUGCCAGAAUUAGGAAUUUUCUUAACUUGAAUAAGUUCAGUAUCGAAAAAACAAAGGUAAAAAUUGACAUGUACUAUACUAUUAGAGGCGUGAUUCCUGAAUUAUUCGAACUCAGCAAUCCGAAACUGGAAAACAUGAAAAAUGUGUUUAAUUUGACAUAUUUAUUCACUUUUCCGAAAAUGUUGAAUGAUGUGCAUCGAGUUUAUUUCGCGAAGCAGAAAAAACCCAAUACUUUGAAGGCUGUGGAGACGUCUAACGUUUUAUUAUCAAUUUUUGAGAUCCGGUUGUAUGAAGAUUUUAUGGUCGACGAUUAUAUUAUACUUGAUUUAGAGAAUCACUCUCUUGGUGACAUCAAAAGGAUUACUCCUACGUUUGUAACGAAAUUUUUAGCGAUCUAUAAAAAAGUGUACGCCCUUCGGAUAAAAAAAGUCAUCUUCAUGAAUUGUCCAUCUUACGUUUCUGUUUUGAUUGCGAUGCUGAAGCCCCUCGUGAAAGCCAAAAUUUUUGACAGAAUAGAGUUUCAUGACGACAGUGAGGUUUUAAAGAAAAUUAUUUGCAAAAAAGAUCUUCCGAAGGACUACGGUGGCGAAGGACCUUCUUUGGAAGAAUACAAUGCUAUGAUGCAAACAAAGCUUUGUCAACACCAAAACCGGUUCGACCAGUUGGAUAAAUUGAGGGUUAAUGAAAAUCUUCGACCCGCAAAACUGAAUAACGAUGAAAUUUUGGGAUUCUAUGGAAGUUUUAAAAAAAUAAAUUUUGACUAAAUCGUUGGCGUACUAUUACGUUUAUUUCUACAUUAUAUUGCAUCAUCACUGUCUUCGUCAAAUCCAAAACAAGUUUGAAU